This is a messenger RNA of Neolamprologus brichardi, 4960 nucleotides long. The record is from RefSeq and is a predicted model, not a curated record. NCBI's taxonomy places the organism in Eukaryota, Metazoa, Chordata, Actinopteri, Cichliformes, Cichlidae.
AUGGCAGAUUUCCACGUCCAACCCGAGUCGGUGCACGCUGAGGAGUCCGGCGUGGCCAGAUUCCAGUGCCAGAUUCACGGCCUGCCAGAGCCGGUCAUCAGCUGGGAAAAAGACAGCCGUCCGGUGGACACCAGUAAUGAGAGGUACACUCUCCUGCCCACAGGCGUUCUCCAGAUCACAGGAGUGCGUGAGGAGGACAGUGGAAGGUUCUGCUGUGUGGCUCAUAACAGUGCAGGAGUGAAACACAGUGCUGAGGCACUCCUAACAGUUUCAGGCUCUCAGUCAUCUGUUUACAAAGAACCUGUGAUUGUGGUGGGUCCAGAAAACCUAACCCUCACUGUUCACCAAACGGCUAUCUUGGAGUGUGUUGCCACUGGAUACCCUCGGCCCAUUGUGUCAUGGAGCAGACUAGAUGGCCGUCCCAUCGGGGUGGAGGGAAUCCAGGUGCUCGGCACAGGAAACCUGAUGAUCUCAGAUGUUGGUGUGGAGCAUUCCGGGGUCUACGUAUGUGCCGCUAACAAACCAGGGACCCGUGUGCGCAGGACUGCUCAAGGACGUCUGGUGGUCCAAGCUCCAGCAGAAUUCGUUCAGCCUCCUCAGUCCAUCGCCCGCCCCGUCGGCACCACCGCUAUCUUCACCUGUCAAGCGCGGGGUGAGCCUGAGCCGCAGCUCACCUGGCUGAAGAACGGGCAGAUUCUGGAGCCCGGGGGGCAUGUCAAACUCAGAAACAACAACAGCACACUGACAAUAUAUGGCAUCAGUCAGAAUGACGAGGCUAUCUACCAGUGCAUCGCUGAGAACAGCGCGGGCUCUACGCAGGCCAGUGCCCGCCUCACGGUGCUCUGGGCUGAUGGACUGCCUGGCGUUCCCAUCCACGUGGAAGCAGAGGCCCUCUCCCCCACCACCAUACAGGUGUCCUGGAGGGAACCCGAUAAAAACACUCAGGACAUCAUCGGUUAUGUGCUCCACAUCCGCCGGACCUCAGACCCGGCGGAGAUGGAAUACGAGGAGGCUGUCAGUAAGGUCACGCUGCAGCAGAUCAUCCGGGACCUGGAGCCCUCCACCAAUUAUACCUUCUAUGUGAAGGCCUACACAUCCCAUGGGGCCAGCAAACCUUCGGACAGUGUCACAGAGAGCACUCACGGAGAGGUGCCAGCUCCUCCUUCCCUCUACACAAAGGUGGUGAACGGUAGUGUUGUACAAGCAACAUGGGAGUCUUCCUCCAAGAUGGGCCAGCCUCAGGGCUUCAGACUGUAUUACAGGAGAGCGCACACACCACUGUUCACUGGGCCCAUCGCCUUCCCUCGCAACGUCACCCAGUACAACAUCACUCAUCUGGAUUCCUCACUGGUCUAUGAGAUAAAGUUGAUUGCUCACAACCAGCAUGGAGACGGGAAUGCCACCAUACGAUUUGUUUCACUUCGGGAGGCAGUGGCCAAAUCAGUGUUGGACGGCCCGUGCGACUGUGUGAAAGAUGAGCAGGGCAAAACAUCCACCACGGGCAUCAUAAUCGGCAUUCACAUCGGCAUUACCUGCAUCAUCUUCUGCGUGCUUUUCCUCGUCUUCAGCUACCGUGGCAGAUUAAUGAUGUGUAAGACAGUUCAGGCCACCCCCCAGGCAGGGAACGGCGCUGCUGUGGACUCUUCUUCGUCUUCCCAGGGAGCCUCUGGGCUUAACGGGGCUGCCAGAAGAGAGAUGGAGGUCAAUGGCAGUGCGGCGAGGAAGAAAGCGGUUGACAGCAAUGAGCUCGAGAGUCUUUUCAUGCAGCCGAACACAAGAGAAAUGUGCAUGUCUGAUUCCUACAUGCUGAAUAACACCCAGCUGUCUACGAUACCGCUGGAUGAGUUUGCCGUGGAGAGGGAAACCCAAUUCCGAGAGACUCCUGCAGCAGGAGCAGCUCAGCAGGACCAAGGCUAAUAAUGUAUGAAGGCCAAUUCACACGACACUGUCCAGUGUCCACGCAGACUUUUCUCUCACUCAGGUUGACAGAUUGUUGUUGUUUUUUCAAAGUCGUCAUUCCUUUUGUGCAAAGACUUUUUUUUUUAUAAAGGCGUUCUGGAGGAUCUAGGACUGUAUAUCUGAAGCCCGAUGACUUUUUAGUUUUUGUUUUGGUCUUUGGUUAAUUUCCUGGUGUUGGGCAGCACCUAAGACAGAGGCCCCAGAAUGUCCUUGUUAUACAAUGGUUUUAUUUUGAAGUUUAUAAAUAUAUGUAUAUAUAUAAAUAUAUAUACACUAUAUCUUUAUCACUUAUAUGUCAAAGCGGUUAUAAGUUAUUGGUCUUAUCUCUACUUUUCUGUGGAUGUCAAAGACUCCUGCUGCCUACUCUCACCUACCAAUGAUUCCACCUUCUUGUUCACAGAAGAUCUCAGCCUUCUUCCAGGGAUUCGAUAUAUUCUGCCUCAGGACUUUGUUUCAGUGAUUUCAACAUAUUUUUUUUUAUGAGUUUUCGGCCUUCAUGCAGGCGUUAGACUUGGCUGCGUGAACCUUGCGAUAGAAAGAAAAGAAAGAAACCUACCUCAGCCGGAAUGAAUGUGUAGUGGGAAGCUUUUAGGGACUUUACCUUCCCCUGAGCUCACAGUUACUUUACAUGCAGAGGAAUUGGUUUGGAAGUGACAAAAUCAGGUGCCGCUCUACCUCAGAUGUCAAGAAUCAUCUCUCUUCUCCUGCUUGUCGAAGUAAAACAGAAAAAAAAAGAAAACAAAAAAAAAGUAUCCAACAUAAAGCACUUCCAAAUGCUGAAAUUAAUGUUCUACCUCAAGAUAACAAUGUUAAUGUUGUCGCUGUUGUUGCUGUUUGUCUGUUUAUUGCAUAAUGAAAAACCCUCUUUUGGCCCUUUGUGAAGUCCUGGCUUCCCUCUGUUGAUGAAUAUGGUGUUUGUAGAUACAGCGUCAGUACCUCAUGCAAGCUGACAGACUGAUAACAUGUUGUACGGUUACGGUGUGUUGGAAAUAUGUAUGAAUUAUGCUAAUCUAUUGUAAGCCUUUUGAUAGAUUUGACUUUAUCUUAAAGAUUGUAAUUUCUUUUUUCCACUGUAGUUGCUUCAGUUGAAUGACAAGGCUGUUAGAGAUACACUGCAUUGUUAAUGACAUCUUAAAGUCUAACUGUGCAUGAGAUGAGAUGUCAUGUGUUUUUAAAUAGAUAAAGCUAAAUUGAGCACAAAUGUUAACAGAAAAUGGCCCGUGUCUACGAAUAGUUUGGAUCAUAUUUCUGGAAAAUCUGCUUAUUGGCUUUCUUGUUGGCAGAUGAAACCGCUCUCAUUUGAUCUUUCUCAGUUUUAAGGUCAUAGCUGUUUUGGCAAGUAGCCUAGCCCUAAUUCCAAAAUUGUUGUUAACCAUCCCCGGUCUCUUAGACGCUUAGAUGAGCUAUUAAAAAUCUAAAUUUUCUAACACAUGCUAUUAAAUAUAUCUUUUUUUUAAUAUGUAAAAAAGCCAAAGCUUAAAAACAACUAUUUGGAAGAGAUUUAUGAAUUAAAUGCACGUAUGUGCUAUUGCUUUUAUUUUGUCCUGUUAUCUAAUAUUUAACUGUAGUUUUGACAACAGAGAUAUGAGAGCGGUAUUUGACCUCUGGAAAGAAAGCAAAACAAGCUGUAAUUAAUUUUUUUGACAGCAGUGUAUCUCUAAACUUUUUCUUAAUAUUUGUGUCAGCAUCACCUUCUUAUUUUGUUUUCACAUCACAUUUCAAGCCUCCUUUACAAAUGCAGCAGUAGCCUUUUAUUUCUCUUCUGGUGCCCAGUAGACGUAACAGUUGCCGGUUAAGCUCGUUUACUGUUACUCUUCUCAAAACUAUACUUGCUGCUCGGCCUCCUCCCUCCUGUCAACGCUGACUAUGUGCUUCAGGUGCUUAUAAUGUCUUUGAAUGCUGACGAGCACAGACAGAGAGCGGGCUGAGGGAGAUGGGUGGUUGUUGGGUAGCUAAACAAUUACAGGGCUUUUCUCUCGCCGGCUCUCUGCUCAGUGUUGUCACUUGCUGUACAAGUACUGAUUUGAUGCAUUAUGGUUACCUACCUCAACCUUGUUGUUGGCCUUUCUCUCAGGUCUUAAUGAAGGACACGUACAGAGUAUAAACAAUGAACUUAAUGUAUAUAUAUAUCUACAGUCGUGUGACACAGUAAGUAUAUCUCAUGGAAAUUGCUAGCUUUUAUUACAUACUGGAGCAAGCAAAAACCAGGUCAUCUUUGAAAUAAUGCCUGAAGAUAACCGCUCAACUUUUUGCUGAACAAAAAUAGCAAAAGAAGUUAAACUUAAAAUCAAAUACAUCAGAAGCUAGUGUUGCCCAAUAUAGCAGUAAUUGCAUCAUGUAAGCCACCUGCUCAGUUUUAACGAGGCUCUUCACCUGAAAAGCUUCCUGUUAUCGGUACCCUAGUAGGGCCUGCUGUGAUUUUGCUCCAGAGGAUGUAUCUGGCUCAUUCUCCAGCCUGGAGUAACAAAUCUUUGUGCAGCUAUUUCUGUGGCGAGUACUUAAAGCCAGAGAGAGGAGCGCUCUAGUACCAGAGAGCCUUUUUGUAUUGCGGCUUGUGAGCUGUGUGUCUGUGGCUACUUGUGGUGCGUCUUAGUUGAAUUCCCAGGUGGAUUUUUCAACUGGUACGCCCCCCUUAUAGAUAUCACCUUUAUCUACAGGCAUUGUUUCCUAAGGGACCAAAUGUUUCCCCCAAUAUGUCAAAAGAUAAAUAAAUUCACACGACUGUAUAAUAUAAAUACAUAAAAAAUUGCAAUUGUCAAAAUAUGCUGGACAGACAGAGUCAAUAGAAACAGACACAAUAGGAGGGGGAACAUUUUAGGACCUUUAUGUUGAGCACUAAUUAUUUAAGCAGUUCAAGUUCAUGCUUAAUUUGUAGUGAUUGUCACUUUUAUUACUAGCACAUCAUUUUUUUUGGUAGUGAUUUACUUUAUGUCUUCUUUAGACAUAAAUAAGUUUAACUGAAUCAAAAGUGGGUGGCACGUACAACUCGACAUCAUGUACA